CUGCAAGCGCGCCCUGAAGCUAACACCACCUCCACCGUCAUGAUCAACAAUAAUCUAUCUGACAAAGAUACUACUCAAUUAAAUGUGAAUAUGGUAGAAGAUAUUAAGCAGCUGAUAUAG
This is a messenger RNA of Acaulospora morrowiae, 120 nucleotides long. The record is from the annotation of a GenBank genome assembly. Lineage: Eukaryota; Fungi; Glomeromycota; Glomeromycetes; Diversisporales; Acaulosporaceae.